AGAAUCCCCGCGCCGGAUUUGCCACCUCGCGACCGACGUUCGUCGCCGUCAACGAAAAAUCUACGUUCCGCUUGCUCGUUACUUAUCCACUCGUAAUCUGAAACAUCGCAAUCUUCGCGAUUCGACAAAAAAUGUGCGAGGUGCACGAUUUCGAAGUGCGAUAUGAAGCAUAUGAGCGCUCACGCGCCUUGCCAUACGUCAGUAGUGCGACAAUUGUUUUGUGUUGUUUGUGAACCGCGCAAGAGGGAGAAGGGUGUGCGACAAUCAGUCACGCAUCGACGACUUUGGAAUUUGAAUGAUUGUCACCAGCGACGAGAAUAACAAAUGAAGCAUAAUUGAUUUUUGUUGAAAAUAGAAGCUCGAUAGUGAGAGGCGAAUCAAAUGGCAGGUGUAAAAACCUGUUUGCUUGGAACAAAAGCAUGACAAUGAACGUUAUUAUAUUGUAUGGCGUUCUCGGAGCGAUUCUGCUUGCUUGCAUCCUCGACAUAAGAACGAUCGCAAAACCUGUCUCCUGCUUGGCUGCGUUAAUACUAGGAACAUUGGUCAAUAUAUGGUAUCAGUAUAGAAAAUAUUCACCGAAUCUCGACGAUGUAAUUAAUUCUGGAAGGGAAGACUUAACUAAGAAGACUGAAAGGUUCCGGCAGAAUAUAGUAGACGUAUCCGGGGAGAGGAUGACAUUUACAUUAGAUACAAGAAUAACUGGUAGUCGUAUCAUUGAUGAAUCCCUGCAAGAAAUCCUGGAAUUUACUCUCAGAGAUUAUGUGCAGCCUUGGUAUGGGAAUAUCUCUGAUGACAAGGAUUUCACCUGUUCUGUUCGAGACACUGCUCAAAAAAUCGCCAUCAACGUCGCAAAUCAGGUCAAGAGUGUCGAUUGGAUUCCCUACUUGACCACACGGCUCGUCGACGAUGUAGCCUCGCACGUCAGGCUAUAUCGACAAGCGAGCGCGAGGAUGAAGCAAUUACGAUCAAAUAGGAUCCAAAAGGGUAGCGCCAGCUCGAGCACGUCAGGCGGAACGCCGAAGAAGACGCCUACUCAUCGCCGGAACAAGAGCGAGACCGAUGUGUCGUGGUAUUCGCAGUCGAAAUUUUAUAUACCGAACUUGUCGGCACUCACCGAGCCGAUCGAGUCGUCCGGCGAGGAGCAGGAAGACGAGUCAUUGGAGAAGAUAUUUUUCGAUCUCGAAGUACAGAUGGAGAAUAAUCUGAUAUGCAGGGAUCUGGUGUGUACGAACGACACCCAGGAAUUGGAGUUCCUGGGCGAAAUAUCCGAGAUUCUAUUGUACCUGGUGCUACCCAAGGCGGACUUCGAUUGUUUGACUAUGAGAUUUAUAUUAAGGGAGUUGUUAGUGAACGUUAUAAUCAGACCGUUGUUAGAUCUGUUCUCCGAUCCUGAUUACAUUAAUCAGGCAUGUAUAUGGCUGUGUACUAAGGAGGGUGGUUUACCAAGUGAUAUCUUUUUAACAGUGAUUAGAAUAACAGACAGUUUAGACGAAUUAAUGGCGACGAAGAAUAUAAUUUGUAAAGAAAUAGCGCACCUGCGCUCGAAGGAUUCGGGCGGGGACGACGAUCUAUCGGUGAAACAGCAAUUGAACAGUUUGCUUUACGUGAAGAAAAUCUUGGAAACAAGAAUCAUCGGCAUGCAGGAAGGCUUAGAAACUGAAACGGACGGGAUCGGCGCUCAACCGGAAUGGAAUAGACUGCUUAUACCGGGCCAAAAAUUAGUUAAUUUACCUCUAGACGAAUUGCUGAAGAAUAACAUUGCGCUCAGCUAUUUCAUAGAUUACAUGACUUCCAUAAAUGCGGAAGCGUAUCUGUUUUUUUAUCUGAAUAUCUACGGAUGGAGAGUCUCGGCCGAGCAACAGAUAUCGGACAUAGAAUUGCAGAAGAUCCAAAGCGCUCAAUCUGGCACGGGCGCGAUCGGCGCUAGACGCAAGAAUCCGGAUCUGGACAAUCUGAAGGAAGCGGCCACGAAGAUCUACCAACAGUACCUUAGCGACAAAGCGUCGCCCAAGCUGCAGCUGGACGACGCGCUGGUGAAGACUUUAUUGACGAGAAUGAAAACGGAAACGGUCAAAGAAACGUGGUUCGACGAGCUACGAAACUGCUGCUACGAGAAGCUGCAGAACGAGGACAGAUUCUUGCCGGGCUUCAAGAGAUCGCUGCCUUACGUCAAAUUGCUCGCCGAGCUGGAUCUGCUGAAAGAUCCGGUGUCCGAGGAGGACGCCAAGUCCUUGGACAGCAUAAGCUUGUCCAGCACGAACAAUGAAUUGGACACUUUGGAGGAGCUGGCCGAGGAACUGACAUACAAAGUCGACGAUACAAAGCUUACCGUCGCGAAAGAAGGCGCCAAGAAGUCAAACUCCUCGACGAGCUUGACGAGCAUAGGCGAAGUGAACGAAAGCAGAGCAUCUGAUGAAGUGGACGCGGACAUGAACAACUUCAAGAGCGUGAAAUACACGUGCAAGGAGGCCAUUGCGGAAAUAGAGGAAGUCGGCAAGAAGGACAUUUCGUUUUACGUGGAAACGAACGCGGAGCAAUUCGUCAAGCUGGACGAGAGCAACUACGAUCAGAACGCGAUUAAGAAGCUGCAGCAGGGCCGCUUUGAGAUCACUGCCACAAUCAUAGAAACUGGCAUCGUCAGCGAUCGCGGGAAAACGUACGGCAUAUACGCAGUAGCGGUCACGAAGAAUUACGACUCGGGUUACAAAGAGAAGUGGCACAUUUACAGACGGUAUUCCGAUUUCUAUGAUUUGCACCAGAAAAUUAAGGAAAAGUAUUACGAUCUGGCGAAGAUACCUUUUCCCGCGAAGAAGGCCUUUCACAAUAUGGAGCGCACGGUGUUAGAGAGACGGAUGCUGAUGCUGAACGCUUGGUUGUCCCAACUAACGAAACCUGCGAUCGUGGACGGACACAUGGGACUGCAGAACCUACUGCUAGCUUUCUUAGAGCAAGGAGAUUACGAUAAAGGAGUCACCGGCGGGCAUAUAUCGAGAACGAUAGACAAUUUAAUGAAUCCCUUAAAAACAUCUAUGAAAAGCGUCACGCAGGCAGUGAAAACGAUGCCGGACAACAUGCUGAGUACAGUGGAUGGCGUGAUGGACAACCUAAGCAAAAUUUUCGGCAAUCCUAAGAAAACGAGUAUAUUUUACGAGAAUACCAAAGUUGGCGCUGGUCUAGAUACAGAGACCGAUGAUAACAUUCCGUUGCGCAUUAUGCUGUUGUUAAUGGACGAGAUUUUUGAUCUGAAAGUACGAAAUCAGUGGCUAAGACGGCGAAUCAUAACACUACUGCGACAAAUCAUUCGCACGAUGUUUGGAGAUAUAGUAAAUAGGAGAAUAGUAGAAUAUGUAUCGUUCUUGACCAGCCCGUCGAAAGUUGCGGGAUAUCUGCGCUUGUUCAAGAAUAGCUUCUGGCCGAAUGGAGUGAAGGCUGAGAGUAAACCGCCGCGAGACACGGAGAUGAAAAACAGAACGCGAGUGGCAGCUAAAAUAGCUUUGCUUUCGUGUCUCUCGGACGAACUAAAACAUAUCAUAGGCAGCGAGACGACGAGGCGCGGAUUGUUAAGAGUGUUCGAGCUGUUUCAGCGGCCCGUAUUAAAUAGAAGACUGUUAUACGUGCUGCUAGAAGGUAUCGUAGAGACGCUGUUCCCGCGGAACAAUUUAGUGACAACUUUCAAGAAACUUUAUUCGGUGUCGCCAAGAGUGAAGAAUAAGAGUAAAGUGAAGUCCUGAUGGAGGAACGGUACGGAUUGAUGUCCGAAUGCAAUGGUGAAGGAGCGAUCACGUGGUCAAAAUAAUUCACAGGAUUAGGAAUAUCAUCGAUUUCCCUAUCGAUUUUCAAUAAAGAUACGUCACUUCUUUAGAUAGAAUUAAAGAUUUAUGAUAUUAAGAAGAUAUUCGUGCAAAAAGGUGCCCAAAAGUAAAAGAAACAUAUUCAAAAUAUCUAUGUUUUCGACUCAUUGAGCUCUCAUCUUCUCUGUUUGUACAACGAAAGAUAUUUAAAGAUUAGAGUUAAAUGUCAAUUAUUUUCAGAAAACAAAAACCAACGUUUAUCAUCUUUUUUUGA
Molecule: messenger RNA, 4065 nt
Organism: Linepithema humile (Argentine ant)
Lineage: Eukaryota; Metazoa; Arthropoda; Insecta; Hymenoptera; Formicidae
Product: sorting nexin-13-like
Cellular component (GO): early endosome
Molecular function (GO): phosphatidylinositol binding
Source: RefSeq, a predicted model, not a curated record